AUGAAUCUAACGGCACCAGGAAGACCCUCGACCUCGAGGGAAAUGAGCAAGGUGGACGAGAGGCGACCAGGAGUGAGGAAAGCCGAAAACAGAUCCAAUCGUCCCUUUGGUCUACCGCAGUCGAAGAAGCGAAAAAUCGAAAACCCCAGCAUGGCCAUGAUGGCGAAGACGUUCGCCAAGACCCUAGAACCGAUCGACGAGAAGCGCCGCAAGAAAUCCGACGAACCCAAGUCCCUAAUACUGCCCCAGAAAAAGAGAGUCCUACCCCCUUCCAACGUAGACAGUCCGGCAAAAAAGAGCCCGAAGCUGUCCACGAGCGACGAGGGUGCCGCCGAAGAGACCCUUAUUCGCGAAACAGAGGCGGCGCUGAAGAACCUUUCAGGCAGUUGGCCUGGUCCUAGAGGGGGUUAUGGUAGCCAUCAAGAGGAGAGCCCAACGUUCGAGAAUUUGUUCGACGAGAAGAAGGCUACCGUGAAGAUGUCACCUUCUUCGGCUUCCAACAGCAGCAGCGAUAAUACUUGCUCGUUGAAAGACGUCAUAACGUUGAGGGAACAACACGAGCACGAAGAGGGUUCGGAAGACAAAGCAACUGGAUUGAAAAGUAAAAUAAAAGUCGUGGAAUGCAAGCAAAGAGUAGUUAAAAAGGGAGAAAUGAUGCAGUACCAGUCGCCUGACUUCAAUGAGUUAGUGGACGACUCUUCUAAUGAGUUAGAAAUCGAUAUGUCAGAAGCAGCUUCGGAAAAGAACGAGUCCAACGACAAACUCGACGAUGAAAAGAAAAAAGAUGAAGGAAAACUAGGCCCUUUCCCUGCCGAGGCCACCUUCGUGGGGUAUCCCUCCAUAGCUGAUCCAUCAGCAGCUGCGGAAGACAAGUCCAAAAUCAUUGUUCCUCUGAAACCCACUGAAAGCCAAGUCGAGUCCCAGGUCAAAUCUCCCGAAGCAGCCAAUAAGCAGUACACCAUCCUUCAACCGGCUAAUAUCACAUCCAGGGCUGCCAGUACUUUGCAGGAAGUGGCGCGGGAAGGUGUGCAGUGUGUUCCUGCUGUGAGUAGUACCCCUGUCAGUGAAACGACUACGAAGAUGGUACCUCCACUGGUCGCCGCUGGUUCCUUGUCUCCAAAUAGCAUCGGAAGAGAGGGAAGCAAAUGUCCUACCCCAGGGUGCACAGGACAGGGUCAUGUCACAGGGUUGUACUCCCACCACAGAAGUCUUUCGGGAUGUCCAAGAAAAGGCGAAGUAACGCCAGAAAUCCUGGCCAUGCAUGAGACCAUCCUGAAGUGCCCGACACCUGGAUGUAACGGCAGAGGGCACGUCAGUUCCAACCGAAAUUCGCACAGGAGUCUGUCAGGAUGUCCCAUUGCUGCUGCAAAUAAACAAGCAGCGAGAGAACAAAAAUACCAUUCUAGCUUACAGCAAAAAAUUAAGUCACCUCAUACUGCUACAUUUGGCGGUAAGAACCCGAUAGGCAAAAGAACCCCCACAUCGGAAGACGUCAAACCCAAUUAUCUAGUAGGCUAUGGAAAUACUCCAGUGAGUAACGCCGAAGAGAAAACCUCGUAUGACCAAUAUUACAAUUCCAAAACGAAUCCGAUCAAACCGGAUGCCAUGAAAAUCCCCAAAACGGAAAUAACAACCACGAACUGCUGUAGCGUAAGCGAACAGGGCGAACUCUUGGUACCUAAAACGGAGAUCACAAGUUCUUGCAGAUCGCCACCUUCUGGGAUGAGAUCUGCUUACGAACCAUACCUCAACCAAGACUCCAACUCUUCUUCUAUGUCCAGUAUGGACACCAUUAACUCAAGAGGACCACACCAGAUGCACCACAUGGGCCCCCAUCACAAUCCACAACAACCAGGGUAUAACAUAGACCACCAGUUACCUCAUCGAUCACCUUACCACCAGUCUCCAAUGUCAGAAGAGAUGUACCACCGCGAAAGGUCGUACACGGACAUGAACGAUUCCAUGGGAGGCGGCAUCGCUAGGCCAGUAGUGACCUACUCUAAUGAAAUAGUGAACCGAUCGUACGAUUCGUCUCUGAUAAAUUCGUCCAGUCACAGACCGUACGACCCUGGUACCAACAGCUUCGAGAGGUACGAUUCCAAUCAAUGCGUGUCGAUCCAACAACCUCUAGGGCCACCCAGGGUACCUCCACAGGGUAUGUACGGAUAUAUCGAGGAACACCAGGAGCAGAGGUACCAGCAGGAGGUCGCGGCCGCUCAGCAUCAGAUAGCAGUAGCGAACACUCAAAGUCUGAUGAAAACUGAGGAACAGGAGCCUAGUGGGCCGCUUUAUCCCAGGCCGAUGUAUCAGUACGACGGCAGCGGCGGACCCCUUCCUGUGGGGUUUUCAGCAAUUAACUUAUCAGUGAAAUGUGUGACAACAGCCCAGGCUCAAAUGAAAGGGCCCCACACCUCUCCUGGGGGCAGUGUUAUCGAUCUCUCGACGUCCAGCGUCACCACCACUAGUCCGCAGGUGGCCUACAGCUCGCCGCACUAUGGGGGCCAGCGGGUCGGCGGCAGUCCACAGGCCGCCCCCAGCCCGCACCUCUCCGCCAGCCCCCAGGUGCCCAGCCCCCAGGGCCAGACGCUGGACCUCAGCGUUAGCCGGCUCUCCCACAGCAGCGAUCCGAACCCACAAUACCAAAACGGCCACGGUGAAGCUGUACCGGUACCGCCCCCCCACGGCCCGCGGGACGAGCAAACGGAACCUGUCGAUUUCUCAACCGCAAAUGAACCCGUUAAUUUCAGUGGCGUCCGACCGGUGGCGACCUUCGCAGGAGGGCCCGUGCUGGCGCCAGGCUCCGGAUACAGCAGGGAGUCCACCCCUGACUCCGGUGGCAGCCACUACAUGGACGCCUACAGGGACCCGGCAGGCUACGGUCCCAUGAGCCCUCACCCAGGCUACGGCAUGACGACGGUAGCCAGCGACUACACUUCCAACCCCUACACGCCGUACCCCACCAGCGGAUAUUCCUGCACCGGCGGAUAUCCUGGAGCCGUCACCACGGGUUAUCCCGCACCACCCGGUGGAUACUCUCCAGGCGCCUGCUACUCCAUGCCCCCACCACAGCACUCUUUGACGCAGCACGACAAGUCGCCAAAUAAAGACAGUAGUUUGUCUGGAUGCCCAAGAGCGGACAGGUCCCAGAUCCAGGCGCACUCCCAGGAACUGAAGUGUCCCACACCGGGAUGCGACGGUUCCGGGCACGUCACUGGAAAUUACUCGUCGCACCGGAGCCUGUCCGGGUGUCCCAGAGCCAAUAAGCCGAAGAGUAAACCCAGGGAUGGCCAGGAUUCCGAACCGCUGAGAUGCCCCAUACCGGGUUGUGACGGAUCUGGACACGCGACUGGAAAGUUUCUGUCGCAUAGAAGUGCUUCUGGAUGUCCGAUCGCGAAUAGGAACAAGAUGAGGGUUCUGGAGAGCGGGGGUUCAGUGGAGCAGCACAAAGCGGCAGUAGCAGCGGCGACAGCGAUGAAAUUCGAGGGGGUGAACUGUCCCACACCAGGGUGCGACGGCACGGGACACAUAAACGGAUCCUUUCUGACUCACCGCUCCCUCAGCGGGUGCCCCGUAGCCGGCCAAACGGUCAAGAAGUCGAAAUAUCCCGAGGACAUGCCUUUCUACGCCAAGGGAUACACAGGUAUCGAACCAAACCCUAAUGGUGGCGAGGAUCUGAUGACCUUGGAAGCGGAAAUUUCCGAGCUCCAAAGGGAGAACGCCAGGGUUGAGUCGCAAAUGAUAAAACUCAAGUCAGAUAUCAGUGCGAUGGAGAACCACUUAGGCCACGGUGAAAAGGAAACCCAGGCCCUGACUCAGCGCACCAACAACCUCAACGAGUACUACGAAAGUUUGCGGAACAACGUCAUCACCCUCCUGGAGCACGUGAGGCUGCCCGGGGGCGCUACCGCCCCCGAAAAAAUCGGCCAGGAGAACUUCGAUUCCUACCUGAGCAAGCUGCAAACUUUGUGCACUCCCGAAGGGUAUUGUAGUGAUGAGAACAGACCAUUGUACGAAACUGUCAAGUGCGCCCUGCAAGACUUUACGGUUCUGCCGACACCUAUUUAA
Molecule: messenger RNA, 4065 nt
Organism: Anoplophora glabripennis (Asian longhorned beetle)
Lineage: Eukaryota; Metazoa; Arthropoda; Insecta; Coleoptera; Cerambycidae
Product: myelin transcription factor 1
Exons: 21
Coding region: 1-4065 (1354 amino acids)
Biological process (GO): regulation of transcription by RNA polymerase II
Cellular component (GO): nucleus
Molecular function (GO): zinc ion binding; DNA-binding transcription factor activity, RNA polymerase II-specific; RNA polymerase II cis-regulatory region sequence-specific DNA binding
Source: RefSeq, a predicted model, not a curated record